AUGGAGGGUUACAGCCCAGAAAAGCUUGAAGACCUAAAAGUUCUUCGAUCGCCUUGCUUUGUGCAGCGUGCAAAUCUCUUAAGAUACGGUGGAUGCACUGAACCUCAAAUCUUUAAGCUCCAUUUCUUUAUUCCCUUUGAAGCUAGUAAAUUGCUUGAUGCUCUCUGUAAUAAGAUUGUGGUUAAAACACAUAACGGCAAAAACCUGCUUAAACCCUUCCAAAACGCCGUCCGUGCCGGAAGCCCAACUCCGACGUCGUCUCCGGUGAAGCUCCGGAUGUCUGCUGCUGUGCGCCGUGUGCACACAGCUCUGAAGGCAGAAGGGUAUCUGUUGAAGGGAUUCUCUACUAGGUUUUGCCCUUAUUUACUUGUAGAUAUCUUGAAAUUGUUUGACGACCGGCAAGCUGCAUUUGCAUUUUUUAAGUUGGUUUUUGCGGAUUCUUCAGAGGUUAUGGUCCAGUCUUGUUGUCUUUCUGCGCAUUUGUUGUUGUCUGAGAGCUUCAGGUUGACGGCGCAGGACUUGCUCUAUUGGGUUGUUAGUAGGGUGGGGGAUCGUAGGAGUGAUGAGGUUGUAGAGUAUAUGUGGAGACAGAAAUAUAAGCAGGGAUCAGAGUUUUUUGUUCUGGAUGCGCUGAUGCGGGCGUUUGUGAAUGCAGACAUGAGGUCUCCGGCAUUGAAGGUUUUAGAUAAGAUUAGGGAGUUAGGAUUACUGCCAAGCUUGUCAGCAAUGUGCAUUUUGUUUAGAAAACAGUAUGUUAAUGUCGGUAAGAGCUUGUUGUGUGUGAUGAGCAAAUAUGGUUGUGAACCAGACGUUGUUGGGUACAACAUAUUGAUAAAUGCUUACUGUUUUAGAGGCAAGCUUUCAGAAGCUAGGAAGAUCUUUAAAGAAAUACUGGAGAUGGGUAUUUCACCAUGUACCAAUAUGUAUAAUACUUUACUGGAUGGCUACGCAAAAGCAAGAGAAAUUGGUGAGGCUAAUAUGUUGUAUGAAGAAAUGGGGAAAAUCGGUGUUGCUCCUGAUUGUAUAACUUUGAAUAUUUUGGUUGCCGGAAACUACAAGUUUGGAAGGGUGGAGGAUGGUGAUAGAUUCUUGAGGGAAUUAUCAAGUACAGAUCUUAUUCCUGAUAGUUCAGUCUCUGACAUGUACAUUUCAAGAUUGUGCUGGGCAGGAAGAUUGGAUGAGGCUUUCAACUUACUGAAUAGGAUGCUUGAGAAGGGCAUAAAUCCUAAUUUAGUUGCUUUCAAUUCCGUCAUUGCUGCUUAUGGGAGAGAAGGAUUGUAUGAGAGAACUUUUGAACUCUAUGAGACGAUGUAUAGAUUUAGUCUCGUUCCUCCUGCUUCCGCUCUUACCUCUCUGCUAUUAGGCCUGUCUCACGUGGGCAGGCUUCAAGAUAUGAAAGACCUCGUCGAUAAGACAUUGAAGCGAGCCUGGCCAGUGAACAAAGUAGCUUUCACACAAGGAAGAAUGAAAUCAGCCAUUGAUGCAUAUAUGGCAAUGCCAAGGUAUGAGAUAGUCCCUGAUAUUGUUACUUACAAUACUCUCAUCAGUGGACAUUUUAAGGUCUUUGACAUGAUUAGCGUAGAUAAUAUUGUGAAUAAAAUGAAUGCCAGUGGAUGGGAGCCCGAUAUAACUACGUACAACAUAUGCAUGCAUGGUUUCUGUAGCAGCAGGAGACUUAAUCACGCUGUUCUGAUAUUGAAUGAGAUUGUUUCAGUGGGAAUAGCUCCCAAUACAGUGACAUACAACACUCUGAUGAAUGGUAUUUGUAAUGACAUCCUGGACCGUGCUCUGAUUUUGACUGGGAAAUUGCUUAAGAUGGGUUUUGUACCCAAUAUUGUUACCAUCAACUUAUUGUUGUCGCAUCUACGGAAAAAAGGAUCGCCUCAAAGGACCUGUAUGUGGUAUCAGAAAUUGAGUGAGAUUCAAUAUGAGUUUGAUGAAAUAUCCUAUAAAAUUUGGGAGAGAGCAUGUGAUGACAUAAACAGGAAUUCUAAACCCCAAAGGAGAAUAACUGGAAAGACCCUCUUUCUAGAUUUUCUCAUGUAUUUUACCUAUGACUACAUAAGUAGAAUUAAGCUCUGCAGCCAGAAACGUGAUCAGUCCUCCAAAUUAGUCUGGAAGAGCUCCAUGGAUAGUGUAAGGCAGUAG
Molecule: messenger RNA, 2148 nt
Organism: Oldenlandia corymbosa var. corymbosa
Lineage: Eukaryota; Viridiplantae; Streptophyta; Magnoliopsida; Gentianales; Rubiaceae
Source: the annotation of a GenBank genome assembly